GCCACUGUGUGUAGGUGGUUGGUUGGAUUAAUUGAGCUGUGCAUCGCCUACAUUAUAUAUAAUCAGCUCUUCCUUACUCAUACAUCUUGGAUUCUGCAUCUUCUCAUCGACAUCGAUUGUGUGCUCAGUGUCAGAUCCCACCCCGAGGACCCGCCUCGUUCAUUCAAUUGGUCUGUCACAAACCUGUUCCAUGCAAUUCUCCGUCUGUCACUCAACACCACACUAUCUCCUCCUCUUUGCUCGGCAUCAGACUGGUGUGUGUGCCGACCUUGUUUCAGGCGACGAGCUACCCGAAAAGCCAGCUGUUUGCAAGCGUUUACAUUUCUGGGCAAAAGCCGCCGGUCCGGCACGCAUUUUAUGCCUUUUUUUGGGCAGCGCUAGUAGCUUUAAAUUUUCCCGUCAAAAUGAGCCAGGAUGUAAUGGGGUGCAACCUUGCUAUCGUUAGCUAGGCGGACAAAUUCCUUCAACCAGCUCGCUGCUUCAAUCACUGCGGGUUGAUACAACAUUAGCCGAGGCGUUGUUAAGUGAGCUAGCGGGCUCUCGAGGCAGUAAGUUGGCUAACGCUAGCUAAUGUAGUUACUGAGCAAACGGACGCAUCGCUGCGGCGUGGAUAAUAACGGUUACCACUCUACUGUUAGCUUACUAGCUACCACUACUACUCUUACUAGCGUUAACCAGGUAGCUAGCGCUGGAGAUACUGCACAGAUAUCAACUGGUACGGGGUUGGAUGUCGCGACACUGCAGUUUUGAACCCCUUUUGGUGGAUUGUGAAGAUAGAAUUGGACCAAAGUGACAGACAGUUGGAACAUUAAGUAACAGAGGGGGGUUUAUUGUAUCAACCAGGUAUUUAGAAGUGGCUUUUCUGUUGCAGUAAUUUUAACAUUUGCUGUAUCAAGGCAGCGCAUCUCGGGGAGGCCCCACAAUCUCCUGGCUCCCUAUUCUCCCGUGAUUUGCCGAGAACACCCGGGUGAAGUCGCAGUUAUUCUCGGCUGGGGGGACAACUUGACAGCGAGGCCCCUAGCUAGUCUCCCCUCCCCCUAUCCCGUCCAUCCAUCCAUCCGCCCGUCAAGCUCGGCAGUCAGACCACCUCCUCCUCCUCGCCUGAAACCGAAGCGAGGACCGGGGAUUUGGGGUUAAGCUGAAACAGUGGGCAAGCGUCGCCGGCCGGGUCCCGUGUAAACCGGGCUGAUCAAAAAGCAGAGGGGAUGACUCUGGAGUCCAUGAUGGCUUGCUGCCUGAGCGAAGAGGCGAAGGAGUCGAAACGAAUCAAUGCAGAAAUUGACAAACAACUCCGUCGAGACAAGAGAGACUCCAGGAGAGAGCUGAAAUUACUUCUUCUCGGUACGGGAGAAAGUGGCAAGAGCACCUUCAUCAAGCAGAUGAGGAUCAUUCACGGAGCGGGAUACUCAGACGAAGAUAAGAGAGGCUUCAUCCGGCUUGUUUACCAAAACAUCUUCACCUCCAUGCAGUCCAUGAUCCGCGCCACUGAGACCCUCAAGAUCCCAUACAAAUUUGAGCAGAACCGGUCUAAUGCCAUGCUCGUUAAGGAGGUGGACAUUGAGAAGAUCAAUGGCUUCGACCAACCCUACAUCGUAGCUAUUAAAAGCCUGUGGGCCGACCCCGGGAUCCAGGAGGCCUACGACCGCCGCAGAGAGUACCAACUCUCUGACUCCACUAAAUAUUAUCUUUCCGAUCUGGAUCGUAUUGCAGAUUCCAGCUAUCUUCCCACUCAGCAGGAUGUGCUCAGGGUGCGCAUCCCCACCACAGGAAUCAUAGAGUAUCCAUUCGACUUGCAAAGCAUCAUUUUCAGAAUGGUGGAUGUUGGAGGUCAGAGGUCAGAAAGGAGGAAGUGGAUUCACUGCUUUGAGAAUGUCACCUCCAUCAUGUUCCUGGUGGCGCUGAGCGAGUACGACCAGGUCCUGGUGGAGUCCGAUAACGAGAACCGUAUGGAGGAGAGUAAAGCUCUGUUCAGGACUAUCAUCACCUACCCCUGGUUCCAGAACUCCUCUGUCAUCCUCUUCCUGAACAAGAAGGACCUGCUAGAGGAGAAGAUCUCCUACUCUCACCUGGUGGACUACUUCCCAGAGUUUGAUGGUCCUCAGAGAGAUGCACAGGCGGCGCGGGAGUUCAUCCUCAAGAUGUUUGUGGACUUAAACCCCGACAGCGACAAGAUCAUCUACUCUCACUUCACUUGUGCCACGGACACUGAGAACAUCCGCUUUGUGUUUGCAGCUGUCAAAGACACCAUCCUACAGCUCAACCUCAAAGAGUACAAUCUGGUGUGAGGGCUCUCGUACGACGCACGUAUCCUCCCCAUUGCACAAACGCUCACCUCCUCUGGGAGUGUGUGCUCAAAUCCACACGCAUUACACAGCACACCAUGCCAGCUCACACACACAAACACACACAUACACAUACCAACAGAACCCUUCCUUUUUACCCCCCUCCCCUUUCAAUACAAUACAAUACAUUCACAAAUCCUCCCACCUGCAAACGCCGCCCCUCCACUUUCACCAAAGCUCGCCCUCUUCCUCCUUCGCUCGGCAGCUUGUUGUGUCAGAGUCCUCGCUCCUCCCUAAGCUGCUCCGUGUGUCCGAUUUGGCUCCGGCUGCUGCUGGCUCUGGCACAUUUCAUCUGGCACACAAACCUUUCACACGGGCUGUAUGGUGACAUAAAGGGACUUUGGUGUUUGUGUGUAUGUGUGUGUGUGGUGCGUGUGUACGUGUGUGUUUGGGGCAGCAUUGACUGGCGAGGAGCUGUGUUUUGGUGACUAGCGGCACCAAACCCUUGUGGCCCUCUGGAGUUCGACCCUCAGCGGUGUGAGAUCAGAUCCUCCGUCUUGUCCUUGUUGAUCUCCCGUCUGUGUGGAAGGAUGUGGAAUUUGUACCUCCUGAAGCCAACUGUGGACCAGCGAGUGGCAUCACGCUUUUAAGGACUGAGUGACAGGAAGUGAGGUUGCACGCCGGACGCAAGGGGGGCGGGCUGAGGAUUCUGUCUCUACCUUGCAUCUAUGAAUGUACCCACCAGUGUGAGCAUCGCAAUCGCAAAAAAAUAGAAAUAUAUAUUAUGAAGUAUCUGCAUAUGUAAACACACUUAAGACAAAAAGCACGAGAGGGCAAGACAUAGCUAAUCAAAAUCUGUUAAUUGCUGAGAUUUUUUAAAUGUUUUUAACGAUAGAAAUUUGUUGCUACGUCUACUUCUAUUUAACGAAAUAAUGGGUAAAAGGAAUGGUGAUAAGAAGUGGUGAGAAAUCUAUAAAAACUUUUAAACUUUGCAAAACAAAGGCGUCUGAAAAGAAGAAAAUUUACUUGACCUAAGUAUCCUUUAAAGGUUUUUUGUGGGAUUUUUUGUGUUUUAUGUUUAAGUUUAUCACAUGGCUUCCCUCCUCCACAUGUUGUCUGUAUGGAUUCACAGGGACAGCAUCUGGCUCCACCAACACACCCCACCUCUUCUAAAUAGCAGGUGAGAGGAGGACCAGCUUUUUAAAGCAGGCUCUGCUCCGAUUGGUGGAAGCAGAUGUGGAGGGGAGUGUGAUGUCAUCACUGUUGAACAGCACCGCAGAGCACAUCUGCAGCUCGGGCUGCAAGUAGCUUAUUCAACGAAAUAAAAGCUGUAAAUUAAACCCACCCACACAUCCUGAGAUGUGAAUGGAAUCCAUGCGGUAACAUCCCUGCUAACGUCACACCUGCGUCACUCAGCCGUCCAAUCAGACACACGUCCUGAUGGUGACAUCACAUCAGGAUGUGCCUCUGUUUACUUUUUUUUAAACUGUAUAGUCACUUUGUUUAUAUAAAGAUUGCUUGCUGUUGAGUGGUGAGAGGGAGGGAUGGGCGGGGCUACGAACCUUUCACAGAAAGCGCACUCUGAAGUCUGCAAAUGUUUGUGUAUAUUUGUUUGUAAAUACAUAUACACAAAACACUCCUGUACAAAAACGCUCUGUGGUACACCAUCUUUGGCAAAAAACAAACAAAAAAAAAUCAACAAAAAAAAAAAAUCAACUUCUUUCAUUAGCAUACAGUUUUUCCUAUGACUUUAUGGUAGUAGUGAUACUGUGAUUAUGGAUUUUGUUCACUUGAUUAAUAGGACUGCACAGAGCUGAGUGGUGUUGAGGAAGCGAUAAGUCAAGGAGCAAUAGUCCGAGAAAAGAGGUUCCUCCAAACUGGCCUCUUGACUCCACACUACUGCAACAGCUCUGGCUCCUGAGUAUACUAACUAGGGCUGGUAAAAAUCUUCACAGUAUGGUGACCAGAUGAUUUUAAGAGUAAUUAAAGAUUUUUUUAUUUAUCUAAUUUAUGGACCAGGUUUGAAGGUGUUGAUAAUUUGACUGCUUUUGAUUCUGUCAUGUUGAAGUGCUCCUUUUCUCAUGGCGGAGCCUACUUGAGUCUGAACUGCUGUAAAAAAAAAACAAAAAAAAAACGAAUGUCUGGUAUAGUAAGGACUUUUAUCUCUGCUUUCUAUUUCUUAUUGAGACAUUUCCAAUUGUACUUUGCCAUCACAUCUCCAUCCAUGAUAAUACUGUUUGGUUUUCUUUAGGAGCCCUCACAUUUGUUUUGUUUGAGUUUUUUUUUUAUUUCAUGAAAAAGAAACUUGUAUUUCCUCUUGGUUUAUAGACGCAGCGCUGUAACGCAUACCUAGAAAAAUGUACAGUACGAACGUAGGUGGACUUUUUUAUCAGUGAUUGAAGACCCACGCGGUCCAUGCUUGCUAUUUGUAAUUUAACACAAAAAUUCUGUUGCCGUUUUUUUGCAUUGUUAAUUUCCAGUUUUUUGAGGCUUGCUUUGAUAGUGCCAGUGAAGUGCAGAUAUACUUUUUUGGUCUUUGACCUUUUCUACAGUGACUUAUCCUUCAUCGUCAUUAAGGGCUAUCACAGUGCAUCAGGCAUCAGACAGUGGGGAGUGGAGUACAGGACCACAGUGAACCAAGUCAUCCACUACUAAUCCUUGUUUAUAAAUGGAGAUUACUUGCAGUAUGUGCUAUAAGAAGUUAUAGGCAGGGUGUUAAUGCAAACAUAAGGCGUGUGUGUGUGUGUGUAGAGAGAGUUUACCAACACUAAGCAGUUUUCUUUCUGUGUUUCUACAAGUAUCUGGCCCUUUGGUGACUUAAAUGUACCCGGUGUUUGACUCUCAGCCCUCCUCAACUUUUUUCGUUGGUAUCACAGUGUUCCCUGUAAUACCUCAUUCAGUAUAAAAACACACACUUCUCACUAAAAUACACCUCUACCAGGACGAGUAUUGCAUGUUUCCCCAAGUAUUUGAAGUCCAGCUGAUAGCCAAGUAAUGACCACACUCAUGGUUUUUCAUGUUUUACCUCAUUAACUACAAAUCCCAUUGUUUUUGGUGGACCAUUGCUCCAGUUCAGAACUGUAUCUGUAGCAGCUAUUGGUUUCCAUUCAUUGGAGUGAAGCUUGAUAAGUAACUUGUUGCAAGUUUGAUCGAUUGUAAAAGAUAAUGCAUAACACAGAGAUUGAGUCUCAGUUUUUGAGACUCUUCUGAUAAAGAAAUUAGUUAAGCUAUGUAAUCAGGGGUUAGUAACUGGCUGAUGUAAAAACACUAAAUUCAAAAGCUGCAUUGUCAUUGUAACAAACUUAGAAGGCAAACAAAUAUAAAGUGGAGGACAAUAAGAAUGUUAUUUUCUGUUGCCGUUUAUUGGCAGCUAAAUCUCUACAGAAUGGGUAGUUAGCAAUCCAGAUGUUAACUACCAAUCCAAUCUAACUUUUUUUAGUUGUUGGGCAAGUUGAGAGAUUCAUUUACAAUAAAAUAAUGAAGCUUGCAAAAAAAAAAAAAACACACCUUUGUUACUUUGAAUCAGUGAUGUCAUACCAGUACCUGAUUUCAAAAUUAGCCUGAUAUCAGCACCAAAUAACUAUCUGUGUCUGGUAUCUGCAACCUUAUUAUCAAGAGGAGUUUUCAGUAGUCUGUGUUUUCAACAGUUUAGCCUCAAGUGGAUUUUAUUUGAUAAAUGGAAACCAAAAGCUGCCAAACAAAUAUAGACUUGAAUAAUAUUUUGAAUACGGUAAAACUAUCAAUGUUAAUGGGGCUAAAAUAUUUACAUUUUUGAGCUGUUGUGGUCCUUAACUGCCAUUCUGUUUGCUAAAAAAAAAAUACUGGCUUUAAAGGAGGAAGCAGACUGCCAACCGUUAGUAGACUGCUGUCCCAAAGAGGACCUGGAUGCUAGUUUUCAAGCAGCACCAGUAUAGAUACCCAAGUAUUACUGAGUAGCGUUGUUACUGUGUGUUGAGUGCAGCUCACUAAGUGGUUACGAGCCAUGUUGUAUUAUUAGACUUGACACUACAUCUCUGGCACAUGGUAAAGGGCUGACUGGCUGUUAGUUUGGGUUUGGUAGUGUGUUAGCAGCCCGGUGUUGCACAGCGUGUUUUAUUUUGACACAUUUAAUCUCAACACUAAUGUAAGAGCCCGAAAGAGGCGAGGCAGUCCUUGUGAAACUUAUUAGCUAGUUUUAGAAAUGACCAGUGAAGAGAGACUGGAUACGUUUUCACUACGACACUCUUAUUUGCACACUUUAUUUCCUUUCCUUGUGACACUAUUUAUCUCAACAGAUAUAUUUGAGCUGGAGAGAGUCGGGCAGACCGUAUGAAACUACUCACUUUUUCCUUCAUGGGCGUUUUUAGUAUCGACUAUAGCAUUGGGAUGGAAUUGGUAUUUCACUACAACACUUAUUUAUUGCCUUUCAAUGCCUUGAAUAGAGAAUGAUGGUGUUGCUGGCCCUUUAAGGUUAUCGAGCUUGCUCUGUGGCCUUUUCAGUGGCCGUAGUUGUGUGAUGUCACUUCCUGUGGGCUUGUUGAUUGAAUAAGUGGAAUCAAACUUAUCUCUCUGUCAUCAGUGGGGAGUUGUUGCAUAUUCAAAACUUAAAUCUUUCCCCCUUUUUUUGUGUUUUCAUUUCCUUUAUGAUCAGAAAACAUUACCAGAACACUGUUUUUUUUCCUUCUUUUUAGGACCACUUGAUUUAUUUUUCCUCACUCCAAUGAAACCUGAAGGUCAAUUGUGUAGUGGUGUAUAAAAUGCUGUUUGUUUUUCUUUUCUUUCUUUUUUAUGUAAACCAAAUGUAAAUUAUGUAUUAUAUUGAGUGUGCCAACCCCACUCUCUCUAGAGCCAGGCUCUCUCUCUUAAGUGCCAACGCUGUGGUCAUCAUCAAAGGACCACCACCCGGGAUGGUCCCCCUCUCCUCCCACUUUUUAAGUAAAACACACCGGAGACUAAAAGGAUAGAUGAUUAAGUACACACAAAGACUUUAUUCUGUAUUUAAGAUUGAAGAUUUAAAAGAUAAUCUGCUGUUUUUUAAGAAACUGUAAUUAUAAUUGCAUGUGCUGUUUAUUUUGUGUUGGCAGUGAGGGCUUUGAUGUUUUCAUUGAAGCAGAGCCCUCGAUGAAGAGGGGUUCAAUCAGUUGGUUAUUAUCGAUUAUUGAUUUACAUAACUCUUUGCCAUAUUUUUUUAUGUGUUUCAUGUAUUUGUUUCAACCACUGUUGCCUGAUCCUCAUUCAAACAUGAACAUGACUUAUGAUCAUUGCCGCCUUCUAAGAGAGAAACAUAAUGACAAGGUAUCUGUUUUAAAUUGAAAUAAAUUUGUUCCUAUACUUGCUCA
Molecule: messenger RNA, 7600 nt
Organism: Notolabrus celidotus (New Zealand spotty)
Lineage: Eukaryota; Metazoa; Chordata; Actinopteri; Labriformes; Labridae
Gene: gna11b
Product: guanine nucleotide binding protein (G protein), alpha 11b (Gq class)
Exons: 7
Coding region: 1206-2285 (359 amino acids)
Biological process (GO): action potential; adenylate cyclase-modulating G protein-coupled receptor signaling pathway; phospholipase C-activating dopamine receptor signaling pathway
Cellular component (GO): heterotrimeric G-protein complex
Molecular function (GO): guanyl nucleotide binding; G-protein beta/gamma-subunit complex binding; GTPase activity
Source: RefSeq, a predicted model, not a curated record